UGUGGACUGUCGACUCGCUUUCACCCCAAAAUGGUGGAAACGCAGGACCGCUGCUGGGCGUUGGUGUUGCAAUGGAAUGUUCUAUUAAAGUACACAUGAAAUAAAAAUUGACCUUAUUUAUUUUGUUAGCUCAAAUUGCUAGUUUUGUGGUGAACAAUUCAUCCGUGCAAGUCAAUCCAGACAAAAAAAAUUGUUUGGCUUCGUAAUUGUGGUAUCCUGAUGUUGUAGUUGUUCCGCUCCGUGCCACAGGAGGUGCUGUUGUCCUUCGGGAUCACGUGGGUGCUGUUACAGUGAGCCAGAGAAGAAGUGUCAGAGAACCGCUAUGGCGUAUGUAUGCUCUGUGACGAGGAUACUGGAAGGAGGAGAGAAGUGUCGAUCUAAAAGGUGGAGGAUACUGAAUGUGUUCAGUGAGCUGAUGGUGAGAGAGCGAAAAGCUAACGUUAGCAUUGGAUCGGAGGAUUCACAGAAAAAAACGCAAAGAUGACAACGAUGAUAGGCACUCUGUCGGCUUUUGACUUGAAGGAGCAGACGUGGGAAGAGUAUUGUGAAAUACUAGAGCAGUUUUUUGAAGCUAACGGGAUUGAUGAUGGAGAGAAGCAAAGAGCUAUCCUCAUCAGCGUGGUGGGACCAGCCACCUACAAGCUCAUAAGGAACUUGGUGAGUCCAGAUAAACCCAGCUCGAAAACAUAUGGUCAAGUGAAAACUUUAAUGAAAGAGCACUUCAACCCAAAACCGAGCGAAAUAGUACAGCGAUACAAAUUCGACUCGCGCACCCGCCAGCCAAUGGAGACCGUCAGUACAUACGUAGCAGAAUUGAGACAGUUAGCGCAUGAUUGCAAUUAUGGUACUACAUUGGAACAGAUGUUGAGAGACCGAUUGGUAUGCGGUAUUAAUGAUGACAGGAUCCAAAGACGCUUGCUGUCCGAAACAGAUUUGACUUUUGAAAAAGCGUUCAAAAUUGCAGUAGCGGCGGAAGCUGCUAGUAAAAAUGUUCAAGACCUCCAUAAAACACCGUUAGCGUGUAACAGCAUGAAGACAGAGGGGGCACGGAAAAAAGAGGGUGAAUGGAAAAAGGCAGGAAGAGAAUGCUACCGAUGUCAUGGGAAGCAGCAUAGCGCAGCCGAGUGUAAAUUUAAAGAGGCAAAGUGUCACUGUUGCGGGAAAAUAGGACACAUAGCUAAGGCUUGCCGAAAUAAAAAGAAAGAAAGCGCAUACCCCAGUGAAAAGAAAGCAUACCGAGCAGAGAAAACAUACAGGGCAGAGCGGUGUUCACGUCCACAUCGAUCACAUAAUGUAGAAUGGGAAAAGCAGGAUGGUGAUAGAUCUGAAGAGGAUGCUUUCACAUUAAACUGCAUGGAAACGGAGACUUCAAUUCAGCGGAUAAAACCGUUUGAGGUGACGUUGGAAGUGAAUGAAAAAACAGUGAAUUUUGAGAUUGACACAGGGUGUAGCGUAAGCAUAAUGAAUGAGAGGAAAUUUAAGGAGCUGUGGAGCGAGAAGCAACGUCCGAAACUAAAACAAACUAAACUUUCACUUAAGUCAUACACCGGGGAGAAAAUCAAAGUAGUGGGGGUAGCAAAAGUGGAAGUUCACUACGAGCAGCAAGUAAAGACAUUGCCCCUAGUGGUGGUGGAAGGCACUGGACCUAGUUUGUUGGGAAGAGGAUGGUUGGAAGCCCUGAAGCUGAGGUGGGAGGAAAUAAAAAAUGUGAGAACAGAGGCACAGAGUCUACCAGAAGUACUCAUGAGAAAUGAGGAUGUGUUCAAGCAGGAGUUAGGCAUGUUAAAAGGCAUGACAGCAACCAUUCGGGUGGAAACUGACGCGCAGCCUAAAUUUUAUAGGCCCCGAUCAGUUCCUUAUGCCAUGAGAGCUAAAGUAGAAGAGGAGUUAGAUCGUCUGCUGAAAGAGGACAUUAUAGCUCCUGUCAAGUACGCCGAAUGGGCCGCGCCUAUUGUUCCUGUUCUGAAGCCAAAUGGGUCAGUCAGAAUAUGUGGAGAUUAUAAACUAACGGUUAACCGUGCCUCCUCACUCGAGCAAUACCCCAUUCCUCGUGUUGAAGAUCUGUUUAAUGCACUGUCAGGAGGGAAACAGUUCUCCAAGCUUGAUUUAAGCCAUGCUUACCAACAGAUUGUGAUGGAUGAGGCUUCAAAGAAAUACCUCACAAUAAACACACACCGAGGCCUGUUCACCUAUAAUAGGUUACCUUUUGGAGUUUCUUCAGCUCCUGCCAUUUUCCAGCGAACAAUGGAAAAUCUGUUACAAGGCCUUCCAAGAGUAGCUGUGUAUUUAGAUGACAUUAUUCUGACAGGAAGGGACGAAGCUGAACAUCUGAGGACCCUAGAGGAGGUCCUCAGACGUCUGAAGGACGCUGGCCUGCGUCUCCACAGAAGCAAAUGUGUGUUUCUAAAAAAAGAGGUGGAAUACCUCGGGCAUGUGGUUAAUGCUGAAGGCUUGCAUCCUGUGCAGAGCAAAGUGAGAGCCAUAGAGGAAGCUCCAUCGCCAACCACCGUGACUGAAUUAAAGGCCUACUUAGGUCUCUUGAACUACUAUAAUAAGUUCCUACCUAGCUUAGCUACACGCUUAGCGCCACUACACAAACUGUUGAGAAAAGAUGUUCAGUGGACGUGGAACCCUGAGCAGGAAGAAGCUUUUCAGAACUCAAAACAGUUACUGAAGUCAGCUAAGGUCCUGGGUCAUUACUCAGCGGACAAGGACCUAGUGCUCGCCUGUGAUGCCUCGCCUUAUGGAUUAGGUGCGGUAUUGUCACACGUCAUGGAAGAUGGUAGUGAAAAGCCUUUGGGGUUCAUGUCACGCACACUAACACCAGCCGAGAAGCGGUACUCACAGCUCGAUAAGGAGGGGUUAGCGAUCAUUUUCGGAAUCAAAAGGUUUCACAAAUACAUCUACGGUCGAACGUUCACCAUUAGUACUGACCACAAACCACUGAUAUCCCUGUUUCACGAAAAAAAGCCAGUGCCACAGAUGGGGUCACCGAGAGUGCAGAGGUGGGCAACACUACUCAGAGCUUAUGAGUACAAGAUCAUCUAUAAACCUGGGCAAAAACAUGCCAAUGCAGAUGCGCUGAGCAGGUUGCCACUGCCACAAAUAGAGGAAGAGGACGUGGAAGACCAGGUUCUCAUGUUGGAUGUCCUGGAGGAUCCACCAAUCACAACAAAGCAGCUGAGACAGUGGAUAGCUAAGGAUGAAACACUCUCCCAAGUGCUAGUCUGGUGCUUGAAGGGAUGGCCACGGGAGGUGGAUGCAAAGUACAAGCCCUACAGUCAGAGAAAACUGGAGUUGAGUGUAAAGGAUGGGUGCGUGCUCUGGGGAGCCAGGGUUGUCGUUCCACAGAGGUGUAGGAAAGCCAUUUUAAAACAGUUACACCACACACAUCCAGGAAUAUCUAGAAUGAAGGGCUUAGCUCGUUCAUAUGUCUGGUGGCCAGGAAUGGACUCCGAAAUUGAAAAGGAAGUGAUGUCCUGCUCUACAUGUCAGGAAAACAGGAAUUCUCCAGCUGGAGCCCCGCUACAUCCAUGGGAGUGGCCAGAGUCACCGUGGAGCAGACUGCAUGUGGAUUACGCUGGCCCUUUUCUAGGAAAAAUGUUCCUUGUCAUUGUAGAUGCACACUCCAAAUGGAUUGAUGUGUACCCAGGAAAUACAGCUACAAGUCAAGUUACCAUUGAAAAGCUCAGACAGUGCUUUAGCAUACAUGGUUUGCCCCAGACCCUAGUAUCGGACAAUGGAACUUGUUUCACAAGCCAAGAGUUUCAGGCAUUCCUAAAACAGAAUGGCAUACAGCACAUAACAUCCGCACCAUUCCAUCCGGCGUCGAACGGUCUAGCGGAAAGAGCUGUACAGUCGUUCAAGCAAGGAAUGAAGAAGAUAACGGGGGACACCAUAGACACCAGGUUAGCUAGAUUUCUGUUCAAUUACAGAAUCACACCACAGACCACAACUGGAUUGUCACCCGCUGAAAUGCUUAUGUCCAGAAGGUUGCGCUCAACACUGGAUCUUCUGCUGCCUGAUGUGAAGUCAAAGAUACGUCAGAAACAACUCAAGCAGAAGGGUCAACAUGACACUCACAGUAAGUGGAGGAGUUUUUCUCCUGGGGAUGAGGUGUACACUCGCAACUACAGUCAUGGACCUCGUUGGAUACCAGCGGUCGUUGUUGAUAACACCGGACCUGUAUCCUAUACAGUUCAGACAGGAGAUGGCCGAGUCAUUAGGCGUCAUGUCGAUCAAAUGAGAAAACGGCAUACCAUUGGGGGCAGCGAGACGCGCAUGUCAGAUUGGACGGAGGAGCCUACCAGUUUUCCAGUCUCAGGGACAGCAUUGGAGGCCCUGCCUGCAGACUCAAAUGUCCCCACUUCCGUCAGAGAGGAAGUGAGUGCUUCAGAGACAGUUCAAGCACACCCUUCAGUUGGUGAAAAGAAACCAAGAGGAGCUGAUCCGCUACCUGUACUGCGCAGGUCCGAACGCACAAAACAGACUCCUACUUACCUGAAAGACUUUGUGACAUAGUAGUGAGAUCCCUCAAGUCAGAGCAAGAAUGAGCUCUGGGACUCACUGGAAGGAU
Megalobrama amblycephala (Wuchang bream) is the source of this 4576-nucleotide messenger RNA. RefSeq lists its product as uncharacterized. Gene Ontology annotation, biological process: DNA integration; proteolysis. Lineage: Eukaryota; Metazoa; Chordata; Actinopteri; Cypriniformes; Xenocyprididae. Gene Ontology annotation, molecular function: aspartic-type endopeptidase activity; zinc ion binding; nucleic acid binding. The coding region runs from base 481 to 4521 and encodes 1346 amino acids. The transcript has a single exon. The record is from RefSeq and is a predicted model, not a curated record.